This is a messenger RNA of Penicillium malachiteum, 1923 nucleotides long. Its product is annotated as aldehyde dehydrogenase family protein. Bases 1 to 1923 code for a protein of 640 amino acids. The record is from RefSeq and is a predicted model, not a curated record. NCBI's taxonomy places the organism in Eukaryota, Fungi, Ascomycota, Eurotiomycetes, Eurotiales, Aspergillaceae. The transcript is spliced from 2 exons. Gene Ontology annotation, molecular function: aldehyde dehydrogenase (NAD+) activity.
AUGGCUUGCAUACUCUCGCGCCUUCCACUACCUCUUCGUGAGGUCUUGGAACCCUACAUCCCUCUCUAUGAGGAACACGCGCCCGUGAUCGGAGUCGCGUUGGCCUCCCUAGUCGCCGUCUACGUGGGGUACCUCUACUUCCAAUGCCAGAAGGAAGCCGCUGUCGCAUUCAAUGUUCCAGUUCCCCCUGAAGUGCGCAAGAGCAACACAGGAAAGAAGUGGGAGGAAGUGAAGGGAUUGCAGAAACAGGUCCUGGAGGAUCAAGCUCGGGGGAAAUGGAACCCCGAAUUGAUCAUGAGCUACUGUCCCGCCGACGGUCGAGUGCUUGGAAAUGGAAUUCGCCCUGCGACCAUCGACGAUGUCAACGAAGCUGUACGGGCUGCCAAAGCCGCGCAGCGUGAAUUCUCGAAGACAACAUUCGCUGAGCGCAGAAAGCUACUCCGGACUCUAUUGAAAUACGUACUCGAGCACCAGGAUGAUAUUGUGACCGCAUGCUGUUUGGACUCCGGCAAGACCAAGGUGGACGCCUGCUUCGGCGAGAUCCUCGUCACAGCAGAGAAGCUCAAAUGGACCAUCGACCAUGGCGAGAAAGCCCUACAGCCCUCGCGCCGCCCGACCAAUUUCCUCAUGAUGUACAAGAAGAACGUGGUUACCUAUGAGCCAUUGGGUGUGGUUUCUGCUUGUGUCUCCUGGAACUACCCAUUCCACAACUUCAUCGGCCCAGUUAUCUCCGCCCUAUUCACUGGUAACGCCAUCGUCGUUAAGCCCUCCGAGCAAACCGCCUGGUCAACAGCAUUCUUCCUCGAAAUUGUGCGUGGCGCCCUUUCCAGCUGUGGCCACUCUCGCGACCUGGUUCAAACGAUCGUGUGUCUCCCUGCCGUCGCCGAUAAACUCACCUCCCACCCGGAUAUCUCCCACUUGACGUUUAUCGGCUCGCGUCCUGUCGCAUUCAAGGUCUGCGAAUCCGCAGCCAAGGCUCUGAUCCCUGUUUGUGUUGAGCUCGGUGGUAAAGACCCAGCGGUUGUCCUCGAUGACUCGCGUACCCUGCGGAACCUCUCCAGUGUGGCCUCGAUCCUUAUGCGCGGCGUUUUCCAAUCCGCCGGCCAGAACUGCGUUGGUGCAGAGCGUAUUAUCGCUCUCCCUGGUUCUUACGACAAAUUAAUUGAUCUCGUUACUCCCCGAAUCCAGCGCAUGCGCGUCGGUUCCGUUCUACUCGAUUCCCCGACCGCGGAUUCCGAAGGCACAACACCCGAUAUGGGCGCAAUGAUCUCACCAGGCUGUUUCCAGACUCUUGAGAUAUUAAUCCAAGAAGCCGUUGAAGAAGGUGCCCGCCUGUUAGCAGGUGGUACACGCUACGCACAUCCAGACCAUCCCCAGGGUCACUACUUCACGCCUACGCUCCUCGUCGAUGUUACCCGGGAUAUGCGAAUUGCACAGGAAGAGGUCUUCGCGCCCAUCUUCCUCGUAAUGCGCGCCGAGUCCGUCCCCGAUGCUAUUGCCAUUGCCAAUUCCACACCGUAUGCUCUUGGCUCCAGUGUCUUCGGCCACAACUCCGCUCAAGUCCAAGCUUGUGUUUCCGGUAUCGAGGCCGGUAUGGUCUCUGUCAACGAUUUUGGUGCAUACUACGCUGUUCAGCUGCCGUUUGGUGGUGUCAAGGGAUCUGGAUAUGGUCGGUUCGCCGGUGAGGAGGGCCUGCGUGGUUUAUGCAACACCAAGGCAAUUUGCGUUGAUAGGUUCCCUACCUUGAUUGGUACAGCCAUCCCUCCCCGUGUGGAUUACCCGAUUCAAAAGCAGGAGGGUAGUGCAGGACGUCAGGAUGGUCCUGCUGCUUGGGAAAUGUGUAAGGGUGUUGUCGAGACAGGAUACCAAUUGACGAUCGGUGGACGAAUCGCUGGUAUCACACGACUGUUGAGGAAUAUGUGA